Molecule: messenger RNA, 873 nt
Organism: Phialemonium atrogriseum
Lineage: Eukaryota; Fungi; Ascomycota; Sordariomycetes; Cephalothecales; Cephalothecaceae
Exons: 2
Coding region: 383-715 (110 amino acids)
Biological process (GO): mitochondrial outer membrane translocase complex assembly; protein insertion into mitochondrial outer membrane
Cellular component (GO): mitochondrial outer membrane
Source: RefSeq, a predicted model, not a curated record
UCACCUGAUAUCCUAAGCACUCGCUGGCAAAGAUGGGCCAGUGGGCAGCCUGCAUCCCCAAGGUUUUGUGGGCCACCUAUCUGGUGCCCCACGCCGAAUCGGCCAAACAGCCAUCUCUACAACAUGGCAUGAACUACGAAUAGCGUCCCUGUCCGAUACCAAGUCGAGGAUAGCUUCCCGGCCCAUUCUUCUAUUACGUCAAUGCUGCGCUCACAACCAAGCCUCACGAUCCCGUGCAGCCGGAGGUUCUGACAGUUCGAACUCCCUCAGACCACCAACUCUUCCGUUCAGCUUGGUUGAAGCCGACACCGCUUUCGAUCCCCGACCCUCCAACCUACCUGGCCGCCAAAAGUCGCCCUCGAGCCUCGGUGCCGGCCCCGCCAUGUCUGCUUCCGAAUCAUUCGUCAUUCCGGACCGCUCGGCGUGUUCGGAGGACAACGAUGACGUUGACUCCCUCCCGUCAAUUUCCAGCGGUGUGCUCGAUUCAGAGGACGACUCGGAGGACGACUCGGACGCGCAACAAGAGUGGGAGGCUAGCCUGGAGCAACUACAGCUUCUCCUAACCAUGGUGCUGAUACCCUUUGCGGGCAAGUACUUUGGCCGCAAAUUCGCCUAUUGGAGCUGGGCGAGAUACAUGGAAUGGAUGUACGACGUCGAAGUUAGGUGGACGAGCAAGAAGGCCUUCAACGCGGUAGGAGUUGCGGCGACGUUGUGAGGAAAGCUCAUCCUCGGUGCUUCUUGAGAAGCUAGAUCUGCACUUGCGAACAUACGACCCACACAUCUAGACGGUCGACGGAGUCCGAAGGAAUACACUGCAAUCUCGUCGUUUGAACGGGGGAGGAGCACACUAGGUCGAUAUCAUCGGAUAGUCCU